CACUUGUGUCGUUGACGGCCUUUCUAUCCUUUCCUUCUUUCGACCAGGUGUCCUCUGUUUUGCCUGCUCUUCCCUCUCAUUUCUCGCCGGCCGGCCCACACACUUUCGUUAAAAUCCUUCUGAGAAGCGUUCUUCACUUGUGGCUAUUCAGUCAUGUUCUCAAAGGUCGGAUUCGUGGCAAUCACUUUACUUGCAUCUUCAGGGGAGGUUCUUGGCCGUCUGAAAUGGCUAGAGAGAGACAAUAGGGCUGUCUUUCUUCAUCCUCGACGUUUUGGACAAGAGCAUCCAGCUGUUAUAGACAAACUCAGUGCUGCCUGUCCAGGACAGGUUUGCGGCACACUGGCUGGUGCUGCCAUUACUCCCUUGUUGGCCGCUCAGCCAGAGUGCUCUCAGCAAGAUAUGGCCGAUCAAAUCAUCGACGCCGCUGCCCAGUUUGAUGCAGAUACGCAAGCAAACAUGAUAGCAUUAGCCAUUGAAUAUCGUCAAGCAGAGAAGAAUACCCCUCCGGAUUUCUCAACUCAACCUCCGACGCCUCGCAACUCUGUCUUUUGUCAAACUGCACCCAAGAAUUCCCAGCUGAACGGUUUAGUACAAGCUCAGGAUCCUGCCAACGAUCCUAACUUGUUCUUUGACCCUGCCCUCGGUGCUACUGUCAAGUUGGGCUCACAGGCCAAUACCUUCCCAUUUGGAACCAACGGAACCAAUACUUCUAGUGAUACCAAUAGCACAUCAACCGAAAGUACGGCUAGUGAGACUGCGCAAACAACUGAGACCGCCACGGCUACCGACUCUGCAACAGAAGUCUCUGGCACUGGCGUCUUGGCCGUAUCUCCGUGUGUCUCUGUGGUCACAGUUACAGUCUCUGGCAGCGCUACAACCACAGCCUCUGACGCCGUCACAGUAUCCGUUGGCACUUCCGCAACAGCGACACCUACAUCCACCUCGAGUUCUGCUAUCGGCGACUUUGGCUCCUGCUCAGUCCCCCAGAUUGAAUUCGGUGUAGGAUUUGAUAACCGCAAAGAAACCAGCUUCCAACCUGUUGAUAAACAAUCCUACAAUCACGGUUCCGCUCAGGCGAUCGGAAUCAUCGCUCAGUUCAUUUGUGAUACACUCGUUAACUCCUGUGGUGCUGACGCAACUGCAAAAGCUACUUGUGCGACAGCUGAGAAUGCUGUCAACAAUGCUCCCGCUAAGACUGGUGGCCAGGCUGAUGCUUUCAAUGCCGUAUUUGGUAUCACAACUGAUUUCGCAUCCGUUGCCGCUGUCGAUGACCAGGGGAAUAUCGUCGCAGGGACGGGCUCCAGCUCAAAUAGUACUGACACUACUAGCACCGCUAGUGCAAGUGAUUCUCCCGCUACUGCCUCUGCCACGUCCGUAGCCGCUGCUACAGAUGCUUCAUCUGCAUCGCAGUCAACAUCAACGUCAACAUCGACCUCUUCAACGUCCAUUGGAAACUUUGGUUCUUGUUCAGUUCCUCAAAUCAAAUUUGGCGUCGGAUUUGAUGGCCGUAAAGAAACUAGUUUUGAACCUGUUGAUCUUCAAUCAUAUAACCAUGGAUCCGCACAGGCCAUCGGAAUCAUCACCCAAUUUAUCUGUGAUCAGCUCGUCAAUUCCUGUGGAGCAGAUGCAACUGCAAAGGCUACUUGUGCAACAGCUGAGAAUGCCGUCAACAAUGCUCCCGCUGAGACCGGUGGUCAAGCCGACGCCUUCAAUGCCGUUUUUGGUAUCACGACUGACUUUGCGGCUGUUGCCGUUGUCGACGAUCAAGGAAACACCGUAUCUGGUUCGGCCACUGGUAGCACAGUAGCUAAUAGUGCGACAACCAAUGCUGCUGUUACGGCGGCUACCACCCAAGCCGCCGCCGCAACGACCGUGACUUCCGCUGCGGCUGCUGCUGCGACAAGUACAGCUGCUUCCACCUCCGGUGCCAACCUUCAGACAUUUACUGGUGCCCUCGGCGGGGUCACAGCCCCAGCAGUAACUGCAGCCAGUGAUGGUCAAUUCCAAGUCGAAGGCAACUCCGAGUUCAAAACCGUCCAGGACGCAUUGGGUCGGUCUUGCGACGUUCAACAUAACCAGUGUGCUAACCAGGCGAACGCUACCGGAAACCAAGGCGGUUUGACUGUCGCUGCCUGUACCGACCAGCAGACGCAAUGCAACGCAAUUGCCAAAGCGUAGGUUGGAGUUGAUGAAUUUCUCCCUAGAUGCUCCGUUUGACCAUCAAGAUACCCACAUCCUGUAAACCGUAGAACAUUUGUAUUGUCAC
Desarmillaria tabescens is the source of this 2266-nucleotide messenger RNA. RefSeq lists its product as uncharacterized. Bases 154 to 2178 code for a protein of 674 amino acids. The record is from RefSeq and is a predicted model, not a curated record. Lineage: Eukaryota; Fungi; Basidiomycota; Agaricomycetes; Agaricales; Physalacriaceae. The transcript has 11 exons.